Molecule: messenger RNA, 275 nt
Organism: Staurois parvus
Lineage: Eukaryota; Metazoa; Chordata; Amphibia; Anura; Ranidae
Source: the annotation of a GenBank genome assembly
CACUGAAGGGCUCUAAUAGGCAGCACUGAAGGGCAUGGAUAGGCAGCACUGAAGGGCACUGAUAGGUGGCACUGAUAGGUGGCACUGAUUGGCAGCACUGAUGGCCACUGAUGGAAACUGUUUGGCAUUAAUAGGCAGCACUGAUGGGCACUUGCUGUGGCUGCACUGAUAAUCAAGGCACUGAUAAUCAGUGCCCAGAUUAUCAGUGUAGCUGUCUUCUUUCACACUUGCUUGAUAUCAGCACUGAUCACAUGGUAAACGGCUGCUAUGAUUGG